Messenger RNA from Salvia hispanica, 3987 nucleotides. RefSeq names its product Leucine-rich receptor-like protein kinase family protein (gene BRI1). Gene Ontology annotation, molecular function: receptor serine/threonine kinase binding; protein kinase activity; ATP binding. Gene Ontology annotation, biological process: protein phosphorylation. The record is from RefSeq and is a predicted model, not a curated record. NCBI's taxonomy places the organism in Eukaryota, Viridiplantae, Streptophyta, Magnoliopsida, Lamiales, Lamiaceae.
AUACAAGCAUGUGAUUCAACAGCUGUGUGUCUCUUCAACUAAACAAUCAUCACUAUAUAUCUCUCUCUUACCAUCCUCACUUCCCCUUUUGACUCCUCCCAUUUCACCACUUCUCUCCCUUCUCCUUCACUUUCUCUGCAAUCUCCUCUCUUUCCAAUGGGAGAAGAACACAAGCUAAUUUGCAGCUAAUUCCCCCCCCCCCCAUUAAAUUUAACACCCUCCCUUCAAAAUGAAACUACACACUACUAAUCUCUUCCUCCUCCUCCUCCUCCUCUCCUCCGCCGCCGACAACAGCCGCGACUCCCGCGACCUAAUCUCCUUCAAAAACGCCCUCCCCAACCCAACCCAGCUCAGCGCAUGGAAUCCCAGCGCCUCCCCCUGCAACUUCCCCGGCGUCUCCUGCAACAACAACUCCCGCGUCUCCGCCCUCGACCUCUCCAAUCACCACCUCGACGCCGACUUCUCCGCCGUCGCCGCCUUCCUCCUCCCCCUCCAAGCCCUCCAGUCCCUCAAUCUGCAAAACUCCAACAUCUCCGGCUCCAUUUCUAAACUCACCUGCUCCGCCGCCCUGAUUUCGUUGGAUCUCUCUCAGAACUCCAUCUCCGGCCAGCUCUCCGACCUCGCCGCCUGCUCCUCCCUCGCCUCCCUCAACCUCUCCGCCAACUCAAUCAACCACUCUCCCCCACGCGCCGCCGCGUUUCCCUCCCUCAAAACCCUCGAUCUCUCCCACAACAACAUCUCCGGCGACUCCGCCGCCGCGUGGCUGCUCUCCGCCGCCGCAUUCCCCUCCCUCCAGCAAUUGUCCCUCCAAUUCAACAAGCUCGCCGGAAUCCUCCCGGAACUCAGCUCCAAAAACCUCGCCUAUUUGGAUCUCACCAAAAACAACAUCUCCGGAAAUUUCCCCAAAAUCGGCGACUGCUCGAGCUUGCAGCACCUCGAUUUGUCCUCCAACAGAUUCUCCGGGGAGGUCGGAAGCUCCCUCGCCUCAUGCUCGAAGCUCACCUUCCUCAAUUUAACCGACAACCACCUCACCGGAGCUCUCCCCGUGCUCCCCGCCGCCACUUUGCAGUAUCUCUACCUCCAGCAAAACGACUUCCAAGGCGUCGUUUCGUCGUCUCUCUCUGAAUCCUGCUCCACUCUGAUUCAGUUGGAUCUCUCCUUCAACAAUUUCACCGGCUCCUUGCCGGAAACCCUCGCGGAAUGCUCUUCUCUAACUCAUCUCAGCGCCUCCAACAACAACUUCUCCGGCAUAUUGCCUGUCGACACGCUUCUUAAAUUGACGAAUUUGAGAAAUCUGCAGCUUUCCUUCAACAAUUUCGUCGGAGAUUUACCAGAUUCCUUCUCAAAGCUGCAGUCUUUGGAGGUUUUGGAUGUGAGUUCCAACAAUGUGUCUGGAUUAAUUCCGGCUGGGCUGUGCAGCGGAGGUGGUACCAGCAGCUUGAGGGUGUUGUACCUUCAAAACAACAUGUUCACAGGUACAAUCCCUCAAAGCCUGAGCAACUGUUCAAAUUUGGAGUCACUUGAUCUUAGCUUCAAUUAUCUCAGCGGCACAAUUCCUGCUAGUUUGGGUUCUUUGUCUAAGUUGAAAGAUGUAAUUCUGUGGUUGAAUCAACUCCAUGGUGAAAUCCCUCAAGAGUUUAUGUAUCUGCAGAGUUUGGAGAAUCUGAUUCUUGAUUUCAAUGAUUUGAGUGGCUUGAUCCCUUCUAGCCUUAGCAACUGCACUAGGUUGAACUGGAUUUCCUUGUCCAAUAACAAUCUCUCCGGUGAGAUACCGUCCUCGUUGGGGCAGCUGCGCAACCUGGCUAUCUUGAAGCUCGGCAACAACUCCUUGUCCGGGAGCAUCCCGGGCGAGUUGGGCGAUUGCCAGAGCUUGAUUUGGUUGGAUUUGAACACAAACUCUCUCAAUGGCCCGAUCCCGCCUGCUCUGUUCAAGCAGUCGGGCAACAUUGCUCAGGCCGUGCUAACGGGGAAGAGCUACGUGUACAUCAAGAACGAUGGGAGCAAGCAGUGCCAUGGUGCUGGCAACUUGCUCGAGUUUGGGGGGAUUAGGGCUGAGCAGCUGAAUAGGAUCUCGACUAGGCACCCGUGCAACUUCACCAGGGUGUAUAAGGGCAUCACCCAGCCCACGUUUAACCACAAUGGAUCGAUGAUCUUUCUUGAUGUGUCGUAUAAUAAGCUGGAGGGGAGCAUACCUAAGGAGCUAGGGACGAUGUACUACUUGUCGAUCUUGAAUAUGGGGCACAAUGAUAUCUCUGGCCCGAUCCCUCAGGAGCUUGGGCAUUUGAAGAAUGUAGCCAUUCUCGAUCUGUCCUACAAUAGGCUGAAUGGCACGAUCCCACAGUCGUUGACAGGGCUCACGUUGCUCGGGGAUAUUGAUCUGUCGAACAAUAAUCUUUCUGGGAUUAUACCUGAAUCAGCGCCCUUUGACACGUUCCCGGAUUACAGGUUUCUUAACAAUUCAGGGCUGUGUGGGUACCCUUUGCCUCGGUGUGGGGGCGAGGUGGCUGCGGGGAGCUCGGGCCAGCAUCCUAAAUCGCGUAGGAAGCAAGCGAGCCUUGCAGGGAGUGUGGCGAUAGGGUUGUUGUUUUCAUUGUUUUGCAUAUUCGGUUUGGUUAUUGUGGCCGUGGAGACGAAGAAGCGGAGGAAGAAGAAGGAGGCGGCUCUCGAGGCGUACAUGGAGAACCACUCGAACUCGGCCACGUUGCAGAGCAACUGGAAGCUUAGCGCGAAGGAUGCGCUGAGCAUCAACCUCGCCACAUUUGAGAAGCCAUUGAGAAAGCUGACCUUUGCUGAUCUCUUAGAGGCCACGAACGGGUUCCACAAUGACACAUUGAUAGGGUCCGGUGGCUUCGGGGACGUGUACAAGGCGCAGCUCAAGGAUGGGAGUGUUGUCGCCAUCAAGAAGCUGAUACAUGUGAGUGGGCAGGGCGACCGGGAGUUCACGGCGGAGAUGGAGACUAUCGGGAAGAUCAAGCACCGGAACCUUGUUCCUUUACUAGGUUACUGCAGGGUGGGCGACGAGCGCCUCCUCGUGUACGAGUACAUGAAGUACGGGAGCCUCGAAGACGUACUCCACGACCGGAGGAAGGCCGGGAUCAGCCUCAACUGGUCUGCGAGGAGGAAGAUCGCGAUCGGGGCGGCCCGGGGGCUGGCAUUCCUCCACCACAACUGCAUCCCGCACAUCAUCCACCGGGACAUGAAGUCGAGUAACGUGCUCCUCGACGAGAAUCUUGAGGCUAGGGUUUCGGAUUUCGGGAUGGCGAGGCUGAUGAGCGCGAUGGACACACAUUUGAGUGUGAGCACGCUGGCUGGCACUCCGGGGUAUGUGCCCCCAGAGUACUACCAGAGCUUCCGUUGCUCGACCAAGGGCGACGUCUACAGCUACGGGGUUGUGCUGCUCGAGCUCCUCACCGGGAGGAAGCCCACAGACUCCCCCGACUUCGGGGACAACAACCUCGUCGGGUGGGUGAAGCUCGUUGCCAAGACUAAAGUUAGCGACGUUUUCGACCCACUCCUUCUCAAGGAGGAUCCGAGCCUUGAAAUCGAGCUGCUGCAGCAUCUGACGGUUGCGUGCGCGUGCCUGGAAGACCGUCCGUGGAAGCGGCCCACGAUCAUCCAGGUCAUGGCCAUGUUCAAGGAGAUCCAGGCAGGGUCGGGGCUCGACUCGACGUCCUCCAUCGCCAUAGACGACGACGCCUUCACCGCCAUCGAAGGGGUGGGGAUGAGCAUCAAGGAAGGCAAUGAGCUCAGCAAGCAUUUGUGAUGUUUCAAUGGAUUCUUUGUGGAGAUGCUGAUUCAAAAUGCCUCUCAAAAAUUUUCCCCUCAAGAAAAUGGUAUAGACUUGUACUUGUGCCUGAGAUUGUUGUACCUAGCUAGUAGAAGAAAAAAAUCUUGUUAUUACACAUAAAAAGGGAUGUUGUUUAACUUGUAACAAAUGUUGUACAGAUAUAGUUUGAGUUUGUUAUGAAUCAUUUUACAUUUUUCAUA